GCAAAACGAAGAAGAGAUGAAGUGACAGAUAAUACGUCUGAUUUGACGGAUUUAUCAAAGUCAAAAUAAAAUUUCCUUUGCCAAACGCCCUUUGAUCCAAACUCCAAACCAAAUCAAAUAAUGCCGUAAUGCGCCGUUCGCGUAAAGUUUAAAAUUUCUAGUAAUCGAAUCGAACCUCGUUAAUUUAGUAUAGUAUAGUGAAAUGCCAGCCCACUGUCGUAUCCUCUAAGUGAAACAACAAACCAAGAAAAUGAAUCUGGACGACUCGGGGGGCAACAUCAGCAUAGGCGUCGAGACCGUUUACGGCACUCACGAAGAUUCGCACGUCGUCAUGUCGGAGAAGGUGCAAUCUUUGGCCGGGAGCAUCUACCAAGAAUUCGAAAAAAUGAUAGCCAGAUACGACGAGGACGUCGUCAAGACCCUCAUGCCCCUUUUGGUCAACGUUUUGGAGUGCUUGGAUGCUGCCUAUCAACAAAAUCAGGAACAAGAUGUGGAAUUAGAAUUACUAAGAGAAGAUAACGAACAACUCGUAACGCAGUACGAACGAGAAAAAGGUGCUCGAAAAGCUUCAGAACAAAAAUUACUGGAAUACGAAGAUGCAGCCGAAGGUGAGCGUAAAGAGAUGUCAACGCGCUUGGAAGCCCUGGAAAGCAUCGUGCGAAUGCUGGAGCUCAAACACAAAAACUCGAUGGAGCACGCCGGUCGCUUGGAGGAGAGAGAGGCCGAAUUGAAGAAGGAAUACGCGAAAUUGCACGAACGCUACACCGAAUUGUUCAAAACUCACGUCGACUACAUGGAACGGACGAAAUUGCUGCAUUCUAGUCAACAGCUGGCCAACGAACGGGUGGACACGGGCCGGUUGAAUUCCAAUCGAUUGAACGUUGGCAGGAGCUCGGGGCCGAUUUCGUUCGGUUUCGAGUCGCUGGCGAACGCCGAGAUCGUGGACAGCGUACCGUCGUCGCCCAUCAGCAGCACUCACUCCUCUCCGAGUUUACACAUCGAGGUGAACAGUCUAAGGGACGGUAUCGAUAAAGUGGAAAGAGGCCAGACGACCGAUUCGUUGAAUUUGGAAAACAAGAGCGUCGUGACGUCGCCCAUUAGCCCCCAACCAGUGCAGAACAAUAACAGCCGGAUGAAUACGAAGAAAGAACAAAGAAGCGGCAAUACAUUGUAUCAGGAAUUGAGUUAUCACGACGUCGAUAACGAUGAUGAAGCUGGAGAUAUUACGGGCGGUUGGGUACAUCCCGGGGAAUACGCUUCAUCAGUCAACGAUAAUUUCUAUGGCAUGGGCAAAGAAGUGGAAAAUUUAAUAAUGGAAAAUAACGAAUUAUUAGCUACAAAGAACGCUUUGAACGUGGUCAAAGACGAUUUGAUCGUCAAAGUGGACGAACUGACGGGCGAAAUCGACAUGCUGCGCGAGGAAAUCCUUUCGUUGAACGUCUCCCGGACGAAACUACGCGAAAGAAUCAGCGAUUUGGAGGAGGAAUUGAAGAAGGUGAAAGAGGCGAACGAGGCGAAACAAGAAGUCGACGAAGAAUCGGACGUUCCGAUGGCUCAAAGAAAGCGAUUUACCCGAGUCGAAAUGGCCAGGGUGCUCAUGGAACGCAACCAAUACAAAGAGCGUUUCAUGGAGCUGCAGGAGGCCGUCCGUUGGACUGAAAUGCUGAGAGCGUCGAAGUGCGAUUCGCCGUUCGAAAAGAACGCCAACAAGAGCAUAUGGAGGUUCUUCAGCAAUCUGUUUUCGGGCGCUGAGAAAGUACAAAGGCCGAUGGUGGUGCCGCAGUUGCGCUAUCAAACGACGACGAAUCAGGUGACGCCCGGUAUAAAGGCGUUGCCCCGGAUUGGCGGACACCACGAGCUAAUCGAAACCGAAAUGGAUUCGAGCAAACUGGCUGUGAAGAAGGCGCUGGAGAGAAGAGACCAGUACCGGCAAGUGCGAGCGCACGUGAAGAAAGAAGACGGCCGAUUGCAAGCGUAUGGUUGGAGUUUACCGUGCAAGGUAAAUUCGCCGGGCAGGAGUACCAGCGGAGGUGUUCCGGUACCGGUACCCGUAUACUGUCGUCCACUAGCCGAAACCACUCCGGAUAUGAGAAUUUGGUGCGCUGCCGGAGUGAAUCUCAUGGGCGGUUAUACCAAAGAUGGUGGUUUAAUGGUAGGAGGAAGUGUAUUCUAUUCCGACGAACCGAACUCACCGCUACCGAAACCCCAAUCGGAAAUCGACACUCUGGAUCAAGAACUCAAUUUCGGCAAAGAAGGCGCCCUAUUAGAAACGCAACUAUCAUCCUACGUUUGGAUUUGCACCACCAAAGGUUACAUAGGCAACUCCUCGCCGUUCGCCAGCCUGGUCACCAUCAUCGACGCCAACAAUCCGGCCGAGCUGUUGACCAGCUUCGGCGUGUGUUCGGGCCACGUUCUCUGCAUAGCCAGCGUGCCGGGCGCCAGUUUGAGCGACUACGAAAAGACCCCGUCGCGAAUCGAGUACCCCGAAAACGACGCCGUCCGAGCCGACGAGGACAAGGCCAAAAACGAAGAGGACGAUCAGGAGGAAACCGCUAGUCACGCGUCGGUGCGAGAGAGUCCCAAAUCCACCAGGACGCAAGAAGACCAAGAGGAAGCUACCUUGCUGGGUAGAAUAACGUUCGUGGAAAAGGACGAGUCGGUCUCGAAUAGAAGAGAUAAACUAACCAAACAAGAAGACAUUUGUGAUAGUAGCGAAGCUAAGUUAGAUAAUAUUAGUGAAAAUUCGAACGAGGCGGGAACGGGCGAAGCCGCCCAAUCGAGGCAAAAGGAGGAAACCCAAACGCCCGAAGUGAUGUCGAGCGUAUUGGCUACCAUGUGGCUGGGCGACGAGAACGGCAACAUCUACGUUCACUCGUCCGUCGCCAAUUGGGCGCAGUGCUUGCACACCGUCAAAAUGAAAGACGCCAUCAUAUCCAUCGUGCACAUUCAAGGGCGAGUGGUGGUCGCGCUGGCCUGCGGCCAAGUGGCCGUAUUCAAACGGAACGACGACGGCGAGUGGGAUUUGUCGCAGUAUCACCUGGUGCAGAUCGGCCUGCCUUCGCAAUCGGUGCGCCAAUUGGCCGUCGUCGGCGAUAAAGUUUGGUGCGGUUACAGGAACAAGAUACACGUGCUGCAGCCGCACGAUUUGACGAUCGUGCGUACGUUGGAGGCGCACCCGCGCAGGGAGAGUCCCGUGAGGCAAAUGGCUUGGUUGGGCGAAGGAGUUUGGGUAUCCAUCCGAUUAGAUUCGACUCUUCGAUUGUACCACGCGCAUACUUACCAGCAUCUGCAGGACGUCGAUAUAGAACCCUACGUUAGUAAAAUGUUAGGUACGGGUAAAUUAGGAUUUUCGUUAGUGCGCAUAACCAGCUUGUUGAUAUCGUCGAACCGCCUGUGGAUAGGCACCAGUAACGGCGUGAUAAUAUCGGUACCGUUGGCCGAUAACAACGGUCAGGCGGGCGCCAUCGUGGUGAAGCGCGCCUCGACGCCCGGCGGCGUCGUGAGGGUGUCGCAGCCGCCGCUGCCGGGCAGCUUCGUGCCCUAUUGCACCAUGGCGCACGCGCAGCUCAGCUUCCACGGGCACAGGGACAACGUCAAGUUCUUCGUGGCGGUGCCCGGUAACGGAGGUAUGAGUGCUGCUUCGACUCCUUCGGAAGCCAUGUCGGUGUCUUCGGUCGGGGUUAAUUCGAAAGCCCCGUCGGCUAUGCUGGUCAUUUCGGGCGGUGAAGGAUACGUCGAUUUUAGAAUCGGUGAUGAAAUGGAGGAUAGUAUGAUAGGUCAGCAAGAUGUAAUAGUGCAAGGUGAAAUGGAGGAGUCGCUGAGAAAGAACAAUUUGUCGCAUUUGGUCGUUUGGCAAGUUUCGGCUAGUUAAUUUUAUUUCACCUGUUGGCGUGAUAAAUUGUGGUAUUUAUUACUUUUUUUUCAAAGACGCGUGGUGGUAAUGCAAUAUAUUUAUUUCACUUUUUGUAUUUAUCGAAUCGAAACCAAAUAUCGCAAAUGAAAUUGUUCAAGGUAAGCUCGUAUUGAAUUGUUGAAUAUAUUUUUCAAUUUUAAAUAACCGAAUUUGUAGAAAUUGUUUUAUAUUUUGUUGAUCGAUAUUUAUUGUUAUACAUUAAUUGUUAAUUGCAUAAAUUGUUUUUAACAAUUAACAUCCUAAGGAUUUUUUGCGGAUGUUUUUAGUUAAUUAUUCUUUUUUUUUGUUAUGUAUUUAAUUUACGAUUAUUUUUUUAAUUUAUUUGACGAAUGAACUAUAUAAACAAUAGUUAAUAAACUUCGUACUAUAAAUACUGUUAUAAUGGAUAUUUUAAUUCUGUAACUCAAAAAAAAAAUUAGAAUAAAAGAAAA
Molecule: messenger RNA, 4344 nt
Organism: Phyllotreta striolata
Lineage: Eukaryota; Metazoa; Arthropoda; Insecta; Coleoptera; Chrysomelidae
Source: the annotation of a GenBank genome assembly